GUCUACAAGUGCGGUUUGUGCGAUUAACAAUAUUAUCAUUAUAUUUGGUGUCGGCUAAAUUUAAUUACGAGUAGGUACGUGUAAGACAGUUAAAUAUAAUUUGUGUUGGGUAAUAAAUCAAGUUAUUUCUGUCAACCCACGACAUAUUUCAAAGUGUGUUUUAUCAUUAUUUUACAAAAGUUUUUAAAUCACAUAUAAUAAUCAUAUAAGUUACUAACGCGUUGGAUUUCAUUGACAUUGAUUGCAUUAUGUUGAAUUAUGGACACUAAUUAUUGUGUUUAAUAUUCGCUGCUCCGUCGUGACAUAAACACUUUUCUCUCAGUUCUCGCUUAGUAUUUCUUAACUGUGCACGUUUGUUGUCCGUCAGUCGUAAUCCGUCGACAGCUGGUCGCGUGUCGGUUUUUUGUUUGGCAAUAUCUUGAUUAAUUAAUUAACUAGUGCACAUCGGGUGUUACGCAAUUGAAAAUCUCACAUAUACAUUAUGAAAUUACACGUGGUGGAAAACUGAUUGGGUUCUAUAUUGGAUAAACAUUGUACGAAGUGGAAUAUGGAGAGGAAAAGCGGCAACGUGACCGAACAAUACGCAACGGAAGAACGAGCGGAUUCGCGGAAUUCGCACGAACUCUCCGAGAUGCAAUCGGUAGUGCAACGUGAUUUUCCCGUUUUCUUGACGGGACCUCAUUAUAAGAAGUAUCCGUCGUACAAGUCGUUCAGGCGUCAAACGCGUGAACCGAAGAGAUUAGUGCGUCGGCUAAUUAAGAAGAAUGGCGGGUCGAACGUGUACAAGGCGCGAAUGCGCAACCUCUGGGACCGGUACAUGCGCGACUUGGGCCACACAAUCGUCGACAGCCGCUGGAGAUGGACGGUGCUUUCACUCUCCUCCUCGUUUCUGCUCAGCUGGUUCAUCUUCGCCGUUGCGUGGAUGCUCAUUGCAAACGUGAACGGCGAUUUGGAUCCGGAUAGUCCUUCACCGACGCCCUGCCUUGUCGGCAAUAUAGGCUUCGGUGGUUAUAUGAUGUUUAGUAUCGAGACACAGCAGACAAUCGGAUACGGCUCGCGGUACAUCACCAACCACUGCCCGGAAGGCACGUUCCUGAUGUGUUUGCAGAUCAUUCUAGGGUGCGCCAUAUGCGGUGCGAUGGUGAGCAUCGUUAACGCCAAAAUGGUGCGACCCUUCCAGAUGUACUCCAAAGGGCUAUUCAGCAAGAAAGCAGUGAUAUGUCUGCGGGACGGAACGCUGUGUCUGAUAUUCCGCGUACGCGACGAGAAUGGCAGAUACGCAAUAGGAACGACCGUGAACGCAUAUCUGGUGCAGAGUCGACCGGAGGAGCCGUUCCUGAAAUCGCUAGCGCUGGAAAAGACGGGGCUGCUCAUAUGGCCAUUGGAGGUCGUUCACAAAAUAACGCCGUCGAGCCCCUUUUACGAUCUCUCGGCCAAAGAACUCAUAACGAAACGUUUUGAGAUAAUCGCCACGAUGGAGGGAACUUCGGCAUCGACGGGUCAGUGCUCCAAGACGCGGACAUCGUACCUCAGCACUGAGAUUCUCUGGGGAUGCGCUUUCAAGUCAUGCAUCUACUAUAGCGGCGAGGCGAAUUGUUACACGGUGAACCACGAUGAGUUCAAUACGACGCGCGAGAUCCUUACGCCGUUGUGCAGCGCGCAGCGGCUGAGCGAAGUGCUGCAGGACAUCGCCAGCGUAACCGAUAUUCCUUACAACUUUGCCGAUGGUGAACUUCGACGCGAGCAGCUUCACAAUCACGAUCUAGAGGAUAAUGAUUCCGAUGCGGACGGAGAGCAGCGUUUUGUCGCUCAUGAUGACGACGAUGAUAACGAUAGCGUCUACGAUAACAUCCCGCGCGCCGGGAAGCCUGCGUUUGAAACGAUGAACUCGUCAACUUGCGAUGUCGACGUCGAGGAGCUGUUGACUUCAUUGGCGAACGCUGUGAAAGCAAAAAGAUAAUUCCACGGUUAUUAGGUAUAAUUAAGCGAACGAAAUCCGAAAAUAAAUUGAGCAGGCAGGUUUGAAGUUGGAACUUGUCCGUGAAUGCUCAAAAUGUUGUGGGAGUCGUUUGGUGCACACGUCACUAGCAGUUGUCACAUUUUAAGUGAGAGUGUGAGCGCGUGCAUGUAAUAAUACUUUAACGAUUGAGUUGUAAACUUCUUAAAGUGUAUUUACAUCCGUGCGCAUAGACUGCCAAUAAAGUAAUAUUUAUUUAUGAGAUAAGAAA
Messenger RNA from Dalotia coriaria, 2228 nucleotides. Its product is annotated as G protein-activated inward rectifier potassium channel 3-like. Bases 548 to 1960 code for a protein of 470 amino acids. NCBI's taxonomy places the organism in Eukaryota, Metazoa, Arthropoda, Insecta, Coleoptera, Staphylinidae. Gene Ontology annotation, biological process: regulation of monoatomic ion transmembrane transport; potassium ion import across plasma membrane. Gene Ontology annotation, cellular component: plasma membrane. The record is from RefSeq and is a predicted model, not a curated record. The transcript is spliced from 4 exons. Gene Ontology annotation, molecular function: inward rectifier potassium channel activity.